This is a messenger RNA of Austrofundulus limnaeus, 2031 nucleotides long. RefSeq names its product target of myb1 membrane trafficking protein (gene tom1). Gene Ontology annotation, biological process: signal transduction. Lineage: Eukaryota; Metazoa; Chordata; Actinopteri; Cyprinodontiformes; Rivulidae. Gene Ontology annotation, cellular component: membrane; endosome. Gene Ontology annotation, molecular function: phosphatidylinositol binding; ubiquitin binding; clathrin binding. The record is from RefSeq and is a predicted model, not a curated record.
UGAGCAGCGUCGAUCAGUUGGUGUCCUACUUUGUGCGGUUCGGAGUGGCUCGGCCCAGGGGCCCUGUCCGUCCACCAUCAUGGAGUUUCUGCUGGGGAACCCGUUCAGUACGCCGGUGGGCCAGCGGAUAGAGCGUGCAACCAACUCCAGCUCCCCGUCUGAGGACUGGCAACUCAACAUGGAAAUCUGUGAUCUGAUCAACAGCUCAGAGGAAGGAUUCUAGAAAUCUGUGUGAAAAACUGCGGCUACCGGUUUCACAUCCUAGUGACAACACGGGAUUUCAUCGAAGGGGUUCUGGUGCGAGCGAUCAUCCCGAGGAACAACCCUCCACAGGUGGUGCACGACAGAGUCCUGGGCAUCAUACAGGCGUGGGCCGAUGCAUUCCGCAGCUCGCCCGACCUGACAGGCGUGGUCUCCGUGUAUGAAGACCUGCGAAGAAAAGGGCUGGAGUUUCCUGUGGCUCAAGUCGACAGUUAUUCACAUGCUCAAGGCCCAAAAAAGACUUCAGCUGGGAAUGGGCCUGCUGUCACUACUUUACCUGCUGUGCGCUUGUCUUCUAAACCUCCUCUCAUCCCAUCUCAAAUCUCUGAGCUAAAACUGGCRCUGGAAGGAAAUAAUGCCUUCACUCCCAGCCAGGUGAAAAGGCUAAAAACUGAGCUGGGCGUGGUGCGAAGCAACCUGACCACAAUGUCAGAGAUGAUGAGCCAUUUGGACCCAGUGACAGUAAAACAAGCAGACGUGGAGCUGCUGGAGCAGUUAUACACAGUUUGUAAGGAGAUGCAAGGCAGGAUAGUGAAGAUCAUCCCCAGGCUCAGUGAGGAGAAGCUGAUUGAGGAGCUACUGGCAACUAAUGAUGAAAUGAACACCGCCUUCACCCGUUACCAUAGGUUUGAGAAGCGGUUAACAAAUGGUCAAAGCACGGAACAAAAGGAACACACUUAUGUCAACCUGGCAGACUUUGAUUUAUCCGUCAGCCAAUCAGGAGUCCCGUCCGUUAGAAGCGACAGCUCCUUCAGCCUGUCGAAAGCCGACAGUCUCUCCAGUCAGAUGGCAAAACUUAGUACAAGUGAAUCAGAUGACGUGUUAUCACAGAAAGUAAACGUCUUAACUCACCAAGGAAGGAGUUUUAAGAAGGAAGCCUCAGUGGACGGUCUGGCUCAAGCUCAGGWUGACACUUUACAAAACACUGGAAUGGGUGAAAGUCCAGCUUCCUCCCGCAGCUCCUCACCAAAGUUAGAUUGGAUGAUUAAAAGGGGAAUGAUUCCCAUCACUCAAUCGAAUGUCAUGGAUGACAUUGAGAAAUGGCUUGCUUUGGAUGAUGAGUACGAGGACUUUGAGGACUCAGAUGGUGUGACCAGUGAAGAGUUUGACCGUUUUUUGGCAGAAAGAGCAAAAGCAGCCGAGCGCCUGCCGUCUCUGCGAGCCUCUUCACAAGACCUCCACUCCUCUGAGUCCUAAUCUGAUAAACCUGACGAACUAACACAACUCACGAAGCCCUGGCACCGUUGGCUUUGAUGUUGAUGGACGGUCGAGCAGAACAUGUGUCCAAAUCGCAUCUUGUAAUAGAGGAACCACCUUAUACCUGUUUGUGUAAUCUGUACUAGAGAGGAAAGAUAUUUUUAACUGGAAGAAAAUGAGAGUAUCUGCUGAAGGACAGAUGUUUUUAUCUGACAGUAGUACGAGGGUAUGUAUGUGAACAAACUUUUGCACAUUUUAUAUGGCUACAUUCCUGCUGUAGAAGGAAAAAAAGAAUAUUGUUACAACUUUGCAACUUUUCUUAUGUGUUACACUGCUGUUAAUGUGUAUAUAUGUUGGUAAUGUGAAAUGUAAAAGAAAAAGGCACAAGAUUCACUGUAAGAGAAGCUCAGAUGUAACAYACUGUAAGAGUUUACGUUCAUAUUGUUUGAUGUGGAAGAAAGACUAUUUUUACUUCCAAGUCUCCCAUUUAAAGUGUUUUACUUGAAGUUUGAUAGAAAGUCAUGACAAGCUGCUCUCAAAUAUUAAACUAUUAACUGUAAAGCUUAAAAUUUC